GCGCAGGGUUCCCAUUAUCUCAGAGCUCAGAGGGGAAGGUGUGAGCAUCCACUCUGCUGUCUGCGCUGAAGAUGGAGAGAUGUCUGUCGUUCCUCUCUCUCUCCUCCCUGCUCCUGCUCUGUACAGCCAGCAGGGAGGAUGUGAGGUUGGUGAAUGGUAGCAGCCCCUGUGCUGGGAGAGUGGAGGUUUACCAUCGGGGAGAGUGGGGGACAGUGUGUGAUGAUGGCUGGGACCUGAAGGAUGCUGGGGUGGUGUGCAGACAGCUGGGCUGUGGAGAUGCUGUAGAUGCACUAGGAGAGGGUCACUUUGGACGAGGGUCUGGGAGAAUAUGGCUGGCUGCUGUGUCCUGCAAUGGAUCAGAAUCCUCACUGAAGCAGUGUGGGUCACAACGGUGGGCUGAACAUCUCUGUAAUCAUGGAGAGGACGCUGGAGUGAUCUGCUCAGGGGUCAGGCUGGUGGGUGGGACUGACCUGUGCUCUGGGAGAGUAGAGGUGCAUCAUGGGAGCUCCUGGGACACGGUGUGUGAUGCUGACUUUGACCAGCAGGACGCAGAGGUUGUGUGCAGGGAGCUGGGCUGUGGGGCUCCUAAAGAGCUGCGCGGGGCAGCUGCAUUCGGCCAGGGCGAGGGCCAGGUGUGGGCAGAGGAGAUUCAGUGUAGAGGCAACGAAUCUCAGAUUUACUUCUGCCCCACAGCACCCUCACAGAAUCAAUCCUGCUCCCAUGGAAACGAUGUGGGCCUGGUGUGUUCUGGCAGGGAGGAUUUGAGGCUGGUGAAUGGUGGCAGCUCCUGUGCUGGGAGAGUGGAGCUUUACCAUCGGGGAGAGUGGGGGACAGUGUGUGAUGAUCGCUGGGACAUGAGUGAUGCUGAGGUGGUGUGCAGACAGCUGGGCUGUGGAGAUGCUGUAGAUGCACUAAGAGAGGGUCACUUUGGACCAGGGUCUGGGAGAAUAUGGAUGGAUGAUGUGAUCUGCAGUGGAUCAGAAUCCUCACUGAAGCAGUGUCGGUCACGAGGAUGGGGUAAACAUAUCUGUAAUCAUCGAGAGGAUGCUGGAGUGAUCUGCUCAGAGGUCAGGCUGGUGGGCGGGACUGACCUGUGCUCUGGGAGAGUAGAGGUGCAUCAUGGGAGCUUCUGGGGCACGGUGUGUGAUGCUGACUUUGACCAGCAGGACGCAGAGGUUGUGUGCAGGGAGCUGGGCUGUGGGGCUCCUAAAGAGCUGCGCGGGGCAGCUGCAUUCGGUCAGGGCGAGAGCCAGGUGUGGGCAGAGGAGAUUCAGUGUAGAGGCAACGAAUCUCAGAUUAACUUCUGCCCCACAGCACCCUCACAGAAUCAAUCCUGCUCCCAUGGAAACGAUGUGGGCCUGGUGUGUUCUGGCAGGGAGGAUGUGAGGCUGGUGAAUGGUAGCAGCCCCUGUGCUGGGAGAGUGGAGGUUUACCAUCGGGGAGAGUGGGGGACAGUGUGUGGCCGUGACUGGGACAUGAGGGAUGCUGUGGUGGUGUGCAGACAGCUGGGCUGUGGAGAUGCUGUUGAUGCACUAGGAGAGGGUCACUUUGGACCAGGGUCUGGGAGAAUAUGGAUGGGUCCUGUGUCCUGCAGUGGAUCAGAAUCCUCACUGAAGCAGUGUCGGUUACGAGGAUGGGGUAAACAUAUCUGUAAUCAUCGAGAGGAUGCUGGAGUGAUCUGCUCAGGGGUCAGGCUGGUGGGUGCAACUGACCUGUGCUCUGGGAGAGUAGAGGUGCAUCAUGGGAGCUCCUGGGACACGGUGUGUGAUGCUGACUUUGACCUGCGGGACGCACAGGUUGUGUGCAGGGAGCUGGGCUGUGGGGCUCUUAAAGAGCUGCGUGGGGCAGCUGCAUUCGGCCAGGGUGAGGGCCAGGUGUGGGCAGAGGAGAUUCAGUGUAGAGGCAACGAAUCUCAGAUUAACUUCUGCCCCACAGCACCCUCACAGAAUCAACCCUGCUCCCAUGGAAACGAUGUGGGCCUGGUGUGUUCUGGCAGGGAGGAUGUGAGGCUGGUGAAUAGUAGCAGCCCCUGUGCUGGGAGAGUGGAGGUUUACCAUCGGAGAGAGUGGGGGACAGUGUGUGGUUGUGGCUGGGACAUGAGUGAUGCUGGAGUGGUGUGCAGACAGCUGGGCUGUGGAGAUGUUGUAGAUGCACUAGGAGAGGCUCACUUUGGACCAGGGUCUGGGAGAAUAUGGAUGGAUGAUGUGAUCUGCAGUGGAUCAGAAUCCUCACUGAAGCAGUGUGGGUCACGAGGAUGGGGUGCACAUCGCUGUAAUCAUGGAGAGGACGCUGGAGUGAUCUGCUCAGGGAGGUCAUUCCACCACCGUGGGACCAGGACAGACAGCAGUCAUGAGCGGGAAGUGGAGGUGUGGCGAGGGGGAGGUGCCAGACAGCACAAAGUGGGCGGAAUGGCAGAGUCUUGCUGGUGUAUAUGUCUUGACAUGUGAUUGAAUAUAUACAGGGGCUGAUCCCUUAACUGCCUGGUACGCGAGCACCAAAGUUUUACAUUUGAUGCGAGCCAUAACAGGAGUGGAGUGGAGGUUGCUGAGCAGGGGGGUGACGUGAAUGUCUGGGAACACUGAAUACCAGACGGGCUGCAGCAUUCUGGAUCAGUUGUAGGGGUCUGAUGGCAGAUGCUGGAAGGCCAGCCAGCAGAGAAUUGCAAUAGUCCAGGCAGGACAGGACCAUUGCUUGGACAAGGAGCUGAGUGGAGUAGGUGGUGAGAAAGAGUUGGAUUCUCCGUACAGGAAGAACCUGCAUGCCCAGGUCACCAUAUCGAUGAUCUCGGAGAAGGACAGCCUGUUGUCCAUCACCACUCCAAGGUUUCUUGCACUAGGGGAUGAGGUCACUGUGGUAUGCCCUAGUGAGAUGGAAAAAUCGGAGAAGGGAGAGGUUAAAGCAGGGAUGAAGAUUACCUCUGUCUUACCUGGGUUGAGCUUUAGAUGAUGGUCGCCCAUCCAGCUCUGGAUGUCUCUCAGGCAGGCGGAUAUGUGGGUAGAGUUGGCACUGUGACACGCCCCUGCGCUAGGAGUUAGCACUGUGACACGCCCCUGCGCUAGGAGUUAGCACUGUGACACAGCCCUGUGCUAGGAGUUAGCACUGUGACACGCCGCUGCGCUAGGAGUUAGCACUGUGACACGCCCCUGCGCUAGGAGUUAGCACUGUGACACGCCCCUGCGCUAGGAGUUAGCACUGUGACACGCCCCUGCGCUAGGAGUUAGCACUGUGACACGCCCCUGCGCUAGGAGUUAGCAUUGUGACACGCCCCUGCGCUAGGAGUUAGCACUGUGACACGCCCCUGCGCUAGGAGUUAGCACUGUGACACGCCCUUGCGCUAGGAGUUAGCACUGUGACACACCCCUGCGCUAGGAGUUAGCACUGUGACACGCCCCUGGGCUAGGAGUUAGCACUGUGACACGCCCCUGCGCUAGGAGUUAGCACUGUGACACGCCCCUGCACUAGGAGUUAGCACUGUGACACGCCCCUGUGCUAGGAGUUAGCACUGUGACACGCCCCUGGGCUAGGAGUUAGCACUGUGACACGCCCCUGCGCUAGGAGUUAGCACUGUGACACGCCCCUGGGCUAGGAGUUAGCACUGUGACACGCCCCUGCGCUAGGAGUUAGCACUGUGACACGCCCCUGCGCUAGGAGUUAGCACUGUGACACGCCCCUGCGCUAGGAGUUAGCACUGUGACAUGCCCCUGCGCUAGGAGUUAGCACUGUGACACACCCCUGCGCUAGGAGUUAGCAUUUUGACACAG
Molecule: messenger RNA, 3761 nt
Organism: Conger conger (European conger)
Lineage: Eukaryota; Metazoa; Chordata; Actinopteri; Anguilliformes; Congridae
Product: deleted in malignant brain tumors 1 protein-like
Exons: 9
Coding region: 72-2447 (791 amino acids)
Cellular component (GO): membrane
Source: RefSeq, a predicted model, not a curated record